This is a messenger RNA of Eleginops maclovinus (Patagonian blennie), 2553 nucleotides long. It is a transcript of the gene tpx2, whose product is annotated as TPX2 microtubule nucleation factor. Gene Ontology annotation, cellular component: spindle; nuclear microtubule. Gene Ontology annotation, molecular function: protein kinase activator activity; microtubule binding. Gene Ontology annotation, biological process: mitotic spindle assembly; regulation of mitotic spindle organization; activation of protein kinase activity. Lineage: Eukaryota; Metazoa; Chordata; Actinopteri; Perciformes; Eleginopidae. The record is from RefSeq and is a predicted model, not a curated record.
AUAAGCGGUGAGCUGAUGAUCCUGAAGUUCGUCAUUGGUUGGUUCAAAAAUAAAGGCGAUUCAAGCGCUUAACGGCUUGAACUACAGACCAAAUUUGUGUUGCUUUGAGAACGGACGGCCUCGGUGAGUUGUCGAAUAACACAUAUUGACACUAUGGCGGACAGCGAAUCCAAUGAUCGCUACGAGUUUGAUGCCCCGUCGCACGUAGUGGACCUGCUAACGUUAGCACAGCAGAAUGCUGAGACCGAGGACAAGUGGUUUGAGGAACAGAGCAGUGGGGCAGGUAGCCACCUUAUUACGCCUCUGAGGAACAGCAUAGCCUUCAAGAGCAGCCAUGACCUGGACCUGCCCCGAGCCAUCGUAGCCCCCCAGGUCAAGGUGGACAACCCAGCUCCUAGUCCACCCCCAUCUCCACCUGCUAACCUGGUCACAUCCUGGGCUGCUGGUUCUCCGGCUCGCACUGGUGCACGCCCAAAGAGGACCUCUAACCCCCCCCCAGCACAGCCUCGCAGGGUUUCAAAGCGGUAUUUCAAAGAGGUGUCCAGUGGUCCCGCUCCACCGUCAAAGAAGAACAGGAAAACUCCUGAACCUUGCAAGUCCACCAGUGUCCUCCGCCGCAGUAACGGCCUGCAGAACAGCAGGACUGCGCCUAAAAGCCAGACGGCAGCUCCAUCUACUUCAAACACAGAGCCAUGCAGCUCAGAAGAUCAGGAGAUGGAGCGCAUCAGGACCCUGCAGAAGGAAGUGGCUCUGCACCGGAAGCAGAACGAGGCCAGCUACAAAGCGGCUCUGGCUGGCAACCCACCACCAAAGAAGAUGGUCCUGUCGUCGACGGUGCCCAAAGAGUUCCACUUCAACACAAACUCUCGUCACAAGGCCAGCGCUUCAUCCACCGUCACACUGAAGGAAGUGGACUUUAUCAGCCAGCUGCGUAAACCCUCCUCCCCUGUAAAGGCUCUGAAAGGCGCCACCGUGCCCAAACCCUUCAACCUAUCUACGGGUACCAAGAAGGAGGUAGAGGGGCCGGGGGCCUAUGUGCCCAUGGCCCAGCAGAUCCUGCAGUUCCAGAAUCGAACCCCCGAUCGCUACCACCUGCGCAGUCGCAAGAGUAUAAACAGAGGGCCCUCGGGAGUGAAGGGGGAUAAGCUGAAACUCACCCAGCCACACACGCCUCACCUGAUGACCCGCCGGAGGAACCGCCCUACCACCACCAAGAGCAGCGCUGAGCUGGAGGAGGAGGAGCUGGAGAAACUGCAGAAGUUUAAAUUCAACGCCUUGGAGCUGAACCGGAAGAUCCUGGAGAGCGCAGAGUGCCUGAAGAGGCCGCCGGUGAAGGAGCCCACGGUGCCCGAAGGCUUCCAGCUGCAGAUCGAGAAGAGGCUCCACGAGAGGCAGACCAAGAAGCCCCAGGAGGCCGAGGAGAAGCCGCACAGCUUCAGAGCCCAGCGCCUGCCCAAAAAGAUCCUGGAGGGAGUAGUGGGGUUGCCAGAGAAGAAGGUUCUGCAGCCGACUGUGCCAGAGUCCCCAGCUUUCCUCCUGAAGAAAAGGGUCCGUCUGGAGAAGGUGGAGGAGGUAAAGCAGCCCUCACCAAUUAAGGCCCCCCCAGUGCCUCAUUUUGGACUCGCCUUCCAGCCGCAGCUUGAGGAGAACCACCACGUGGAGGUGUGUCCUUUCUCCUUUGAAGAGCGGGAUCGAGAGAGGAGGGCCCUGAAGGAGAAAAGGCUGGAGGAGAAGCGCAAUGGAGAGGUGCAUCAGUUCAAGGCCCAGCCGCUGCCACACUUUGACACUGUGGUCCUCCCCGAGAAGAAGAAGCUGGAGCCCACCAAGCCCGAGCUCAAGCUGCUGCUGGACGAGCGGGGAGCGGAGAAGACUAAUCGAUGGGAGCAGAUGGCCAAACAAGAGCAGAAGCGAGAGGAAGCUGCAGUAUUCAAAGCCAGGCCCAACAAUGUCACUCAUAAGGAGCCGUUCCAGCCUAAGAAAGAGCUGCGGGCUCCAGUGGUGGUGGAGGCCUUUGCGCUGUCGACAGAGAGGCGGGCCAACGAGCGCCAGGAGUUUGAGCGUCUGGCCAGUGAGAAGGAGGCUCUCAGGAUGCUGAUGGAGGAGCAGCAGAGACAAGUGGUAGAGCAGAGGGAGAGGGACGAGAUCAACAGGAUGCGGCACGAUCAGGUCCACGCUGCUCAGCCCAUCAGACACUACAAACCUGUGGCUGUGAAGAAGAGUGAAGUCCCCCUCACCAUCCCCCACUCUCCAAACUUCUCUGACCGCUUCCGUCUGUGAUCAGCCGGACUCAGUCACUCUUAUUUAACCGCUUCAGAAGUUGUUCUGACCUUCCCAGUACUGUGUAGAGCGCUGGCUGUACAUUUGAGAUGCCAGAAGCUGUUUUACUGUCUCUUCUUUUUACUUUAGCCACCUGUUGUACAUUCACACUUUCUAUCAAAGUGCUUUGCAAUGAGGUUCAAUGUGUUGCCCACACUUUGUCAUUCCAAGCAGCAUAUUCUGUCUUUUUUGCUUCUUUUUUAUGUCGCUUUUACUAAAUAAAGUUCUGGAAAUGUA